UAAAAAAAUAUUAAAAAAUGGAGCCGUCUGAAAACGAUUAUCAAAAAUUGGUGCGUGAUGUGCAGCUGUUGCUGCAGCAACUGAACGAGCAGCAACAGCUGCAGCAACAGCAAGAACAGCAACUGCUACAACUGAGGGAGGAGCUCCUCCCUCAGCAUGGACAGGGCGAUCAACCGAGGGAGGAGCGCCUCCCUCAGGAGCAGGAGAAGAAGGCGGCGGAGGGGGCGGCGAGGCCACUGCGAAAAAGAGGAGUAGCGGCUGGCAGAUCGCGGCGCCUGAGGGGGUACCGGGGGAGAACGGGAAGCGGGGGUAGGGGAAUAGGGGGAAGGGGUAGGGGGGGUAGGGAUAAUAUUGUACAAUUCAGUUUUUAUUAA
Molecule: messenger RNA, 374 nt
Organism: Osmia bicornis bicornis
Lineage: Eukaryota; Metazoa; Arthropoda; Insecta; Hymenoptera; Megachilidae
Product: AF4/FMR2 family member lilli-like
Exons: 3
Coding region: 18-374 (118 amino acids)
Source: RefSeq, a predicted model, not a curated record